This is a messenger RNA of Opisthorchis viverrini, 696 nucleotides long. RefSeq lists its product as hypothetical. Lineage: Eukaryota; Metazoa; Platyhelminthes; Trematoda; Opisthorchiida; Opisthorchiidae. The transcript has 3 exons. Bases 1 to 696 code for a protein of 231 amino acids. The record is from RefSeq and is a predicted model, not a curated record.
AUGGGGACCCCGAGACGGGCUACAUCAAUGGUUAGAGACAUUGUCAGACAUGGCACAGUCGCGCCCUCAGUGGUGCUCGUGCAUCCAAGCUAUUGCCUUCAAUGCAUAGCUCCGCUCCAAGUUUCCCGACUUAACAGUUCACUGACAAUGCAGUAUUUACGCACGAAUUUAUCAGAUCCCGCCUCCAAUGCACAGCUACCUACCCCACCUCCCCAAAUCACUUGUGAACGAAACUGUGGCAGCCACAAUCACUGUACGACAAGUACGCGGUUCUUACAGCUGAUGAUGAUCUACGAGUUCUCCUCUGAGGGACCACAGCCUGAACAAGUCACACAAGAUACUGAGGCGGCUAAACAGGAGGCCGAGUCGAAUGCGACGCGUUUGCAAGCCUCUCUUCGAAUGAUGGAAGUCCAAGUUAAGGGAUUAGAGGCCCAACUGGAGCAAAAGUAUUUACGCACGAAUUUAUCAGAUCCCGCCUCCAAUGCACAGCUACCUCCCCCACCUCCCCAAAUCAUCGGUGAACGAAACUCCCGCAGCUACAAUCACUGUCCGACAAGUACGCGAAUCUUACAGCUGACAAUGAUAAUGAUGGCAAAAGUGAGUAGUCUCUUCCACAAACCCGCCUCUCUGAUUCCCCAACCUCGCCAGCUCAUUAGUGAAGCCAGUUUUGAUCAUCAAUGUCACGACCGCAUCUGA